AUGUACGAAAAUAUUAGCGACAAUUUCACGCAGUUGGCCCACGGAAAAGUGAUGACUGUGUGCUUCGAGUCUGACCAGCCGGUGAUAAAAGCUAGCCGUGUGCUGGCCUACACAAUCAUCCUACUAUUCUCGCUAUGUGGAAACUCCCUGGUUAUUGGUGUCCUGUGGCAAGACCGAAAGAUGCGCAAACCAGUCAAUUAUCUUAUAGCCAAUAUGGCUGCCGCAGACUUGGCUAUAACUGUUGUAUACAUGCCCAGGAUGAUAUCAGCGGUGAUACGAAGCUAUGAUUGGCUAGCUGGAGGCACCAUAGGCCUCGUCUUGUGCAAAACCGUUCCCACAACUCACCUGGUAUCGGUGAAAGUAACAAUCCUAACUCUAGUAUUUCUCAGCGUGGAGAGGUUUUUUGCAGUUUCGCCGUUUGCAAAUAACAGGUUAACUGUGCGCAGAGUCAAGGUGAUUCUCAUUGCAGUUUGGUUGAUGUCUUUUAUUGUUCACCUGCCAAAUGUCAUUGCGCUGAAACUGGUGCCUGGUCAGGGGGGAGCACUGAUUUGCCGAGCAUAUCUAAACAAAUUGUUUGUAAGCUCAAAAGGCAGGAAAAUUUAUGACAACGUCUUGGCGGCCAUUUUUUAUGCCCUUCCUUUGUUUCUGAUAGUCCUUCUUUACUCGCUGGCUGUGAUUAAGCUCAGAAGAAGGAGCGUCGCAAACAGGUAUGCAGCCGCAAAUGCACGCAAAGCUUCCAAAGAUAAGGUGAACGCAAACGUUUUUAAAAUGUUGUUUGCUGUUACACUCGCAUUUAUAUCAUGUUGGCUCAGUUAUUUCGUCAUGCGCAAAGCCAUCAUCGGAAUUUCAAUAUCGUGCAAUGUUCAGUUUGUCAGGUACUUCUUAGCUCAUUCCAACAGUGCUGUGACGCCAUGUUUAUACAUCAUUUUCAGCCAAAAGUACCGCAGUAGUUUCAAAAGCAUCUUAAAGAAACUUAAAUGCCGUGCUCCGAGUCGACUACGUGGCGGAGCAACACUGUCCGUGAUCUCUCAGUCGGCAACAAGUUUUAGUUCGUUAGGUGUUUUCCCACGAGGAGUCCAUCUCGUAAGUCUCAGAGCCAACAAUGAGAAUAGGACGACAGUCUAG
Molecule: messenger RNA, 1125 nt
Organism: Pocillopora verrucosa
Lineage: Eukaryota; Metazoa; Cnidaria; Anthozoa; Scleractinia; Pocilloporidae
Product: neuropeptide SIFamide receptor-like
Biological process (GO): G protein-coupled receptor signaling pathway
Cellular component (GO): plasma membrane
Molecular function (GO): G protein-coupled receptor activity
Source: RefSeq, a predicted model, not a curated record